AUGACUUCCUCCUGUGACUUCAUAGAACUAACCAGAUGGAUGACACUUCUCCCUCCCAACUUAACUUCAAGGCCCAUUUGUGAAUUGAAGAUCCCGGGAUCACAUGAUUCCGGUGCUGAUAGAGGCUUAAACUGCAAAUUGCCAGUUGCAAACGAUGAAAAAGGCAUCGUAGCUCUGGCCGGAAAGAUUCCUCGUAUCCGGAAAGGAAUUCGAAGAUGGGCUAUCACUCAAAGAUUAGGCAUAGAAGAUCAAUUGACGUGUGGUGUUCGCUACUUUGAUUUCCGGGUCUCUCACCCACCUGAAAAUUUGAGGAGAAAGCUAGAUGAUUUCAUAUUAGUCCAUGCUCUUUAUGGACACACCUUAGUAGAAGCUUUAAAGAAGAUUCGGAGUUUCCUUGACGUCAAUCCGUUAGAGAUUAUCAUAAUUGAUAUAAAUCAUGCUUAUGGACUGGACGAGACGGCAGAACUUUCAAUGAGAUCUAAAAUCUGUGAAAUACUAGGAAAAGAAUCAAUGUGUCCGCAGAUGUUGCCAUCGCUAUGUACUUUAGAUUAUAUGCAUACUAAGAAAUACCAAAUAAUUACUUUGAUGCCUCAAUCAGACAAUACUAAUUGUAGUUUUUGGUCCCAAAACUUCAUCCGGUCACCGUGGAUCAACACAAACAACCGUUUUUCGUUGUUUACAAACCUUCAGAAAAACUUGGAGUAUGAUCGUCCACAACACCCACGAAUACUAUAUGUUACACAAUGUGUUUUGACUGCUCACCUCUCAGAUGUGAUUCUAAAUUGGAAAUCGUCAUUAGAAAGAGAGUUAUCUGAAGAAACGACAGUACAUGCUAUCAAAUGGAUGAACAGUCUAUCUGACUGUCUGAAAACUAAUUUGAAUAUCGUCAUGAGUGAUGUUGUUUGUGAGGCAUUUGUAAAAUCUGUUAUACAACUAAACUAUGUUUAA
Molecule: messenger RNA, 948 nt
Organism: Auanema sp. JU1783
Lineage: Eukaryota; Metazoa; Nematoda; Chromadorea; Rhabditida; Rhabditidae
Source: the annotation of a GenBank genome assembly